AUGAAGUCAAGUAGUGGUGGAGAUGGAAUAACUGACAAGAAGUUUUCAUUCUCAACGUUAAAAGUGGAUAGAGGUGACAUCCUAUUUUGUGUUAGUACAUCAUUUGUGAAAUUGUGUGCACAGUGGGUCUUUUUAAUUUUUUCUCUGUACAUUAUAUUGAAACACUUUUUUCCGUCUGUAUUCAAAAAAUUCAGUAACGAACUGGACAAGAACACCUUAGAUUCGAUAAAAUAUGCACAGGGAUACCUAGGAAAGUGGGAAGAAGAGAAAAGUACUAAAUUAAAAGAUCAAGCAGACAAUGUGUUUGAAGAUGCUCUUGAGGAAUUAUGUACAAAUGCAAAGCAAAUAGAAGCUCGUGGAGAAAGUAUUCCUGUCGAAAACGCAGCAGAUAGCCAUAAGGGAAGAGAAUAUGAAGAAGGAAAAUGUGAUAAUCGAAGUAAAGAACAUAAAACAGAUAAUGUAAAUAUGAAUACAAAUUAUAAUAUACAAAAGAAAGCAGAUGCCACCAGUGAUGUAAAAGGGACAUAUAACAUUUCUACCGUAGAUGGAAAGGAUCUGAAUAAAAAGGAAAACAGUGAUAAUAAUACUAAGGAAGAUGAAGGACACAAUUUGAUCCUUGAAAGGAGCAACAGCACAGUAAAUAUAGGAACAAGAUAUUUCAUUGAAAGGGAAGAGACAACCCUCUCUAACAUAAGGCAAAACGACGAGAAGUUGAAUCAUAAGAAGAGGGAUGAUAGGGAUUUAAAGAAAUUAGAAGGAAAUGUUCCUAAUGGAGCGGCGUGUACUAUGGAGCUCAAGAAUAUUACGACUGACGCCAAAAAAGGAGAACAAGCGAGUACUGGUAAACAAGAAGAGGAAGGGAAAAAAGCAGUCCAGGGGGACGAACGAACUAAUUAUCCAAUAAAAAAUGACAAACAACAGGAUGAAAUAACGGGGCCAAGUUAUAGCUGGAGGGCACGUACAAGUGGUUAUAAUAACAGAAGGAAAUUGAGUACUAAUUCGCUAGAUGGUUUACAACAAAAGAAUGAAACAGAAAAGAAUAAGUAUGAAUUAAAAGAAGGUGAACAACAAAUCCAACAUAAAUCAGUAGAUGGUUUAUCAACACUGAUUGAGAAGCCUGAGCAGACAGCACUACCAAAUAACAAUAGGAUGGAAUUACACCUCAAGCUAGUGAAGAAAGAAAUAAUGGGGGAGCGAAAAAACCAACAAGGGAAGAAAGAGGAGAUCAAACAGCAAAAUGCCAGGAAAGAAGAGGCGGAAGGAGACGGAGCAAAAAAGCCCAAGGCGGAAGAAGAAGAGAAGAAGAAAGACAAAACCGAAGAAAAGACAACAGGAAAACCCCAAACCAAAGAAGACAAAACCGAAAGGGAAGAAGCCAAGCAGCAUCAGAAGGAAAAGGCCCAAGCCAAAGAGAAAGAAGACAAAGAGGAUGAAACAAGACAGAAACCAGAGGACAAAGGCUUAGGCAGGGACGUGAACAGGCAGCCAAUGGAACAAAUGGACAAAUCAAAAAACAUAAGAAGAGCAAUAUCAUUAGAUACCAUUUAUAAGAGUGAUUUGGAAGCACAGGAUGAUGAAAUUGAGGAUGAUAAAUCUGAUGAAUGGAAAAGAAACGAGUGGAAUAAAUGGCUAAUUAGAACUGAGGAGGAUUGGAAACUAUUUAAUAAAAGCGUGGAAAACAAAAAGAACAGGUGGCUAGAGAAGAAAGAUAACGAAUUGGAAGUGUGGCUAAUCAAUAUGCAGGAUAGGUGGAUGCAUUAUAGGGAAAAUGAGAAGAAUGAAUACCAAUCGGAAGCCAUGAAGAACUCAUCAAACUGGCACCACACACAAUGGGAGCAAUGGAUUAAGACCGAGGGAAGGAGAAGCAUGGAAGAGGAUUUGAAGAAAUGGUUAAAUGAUAAGGAGACCUUCUUGGAUGGAUGGCUUUCUAAAGAAUGGGUUCAGUGGAAAGACGGAAGAAUGCUUCAAUGGUUAUCACUUGAUUGGAAAAAUAAGGAAAAUGAGACUUUUGAGCAUUAUAACUCGAGCGAAUUUACAGAUGUGUUACAUGGAAGAAAGAGGAAGAAAUGGACGAAAUGGAAAGAAAGGACGAAUAAGGAAAAGGAAGAGUGGAAUAAUUGGGUAAGAGGGAAAGAAAAUUUAUAUGUCAACCAUAGGUGGGAUAAAUGGUUAAAAUGGAAAAGGCAUAAGCGCGCUUUGUAUAGUCCAAAGUUUGUAUCCUUCAUUAACAAAUGGGUAGAUAACAAGCAGUGGAAAGUAUGGAUUGAAGAUCAGAAAGCUUCAGCUAUGUAG
Messenger RNA from Plasmodium inui San Antonio 1, 2292 nucleotides. RefSeq lists its product as hypothetical. The record is from RefSeq and is a predicted model, not a curated record. The coding region runs from base 1 to 2292 and encodes 763 amino acids. Lineage: Eukaryota; Apicomplexa; Aconoidasida; Haemosporida; Plasmodiidae. The transcript is spliced from 2 exons.